This is a messenger RNA of Sitophilus oryzae (rice weevil), 669 nucleotides long. RefSeq names its product rRNA biogenesis protein RRP36-like. Bases 1 to 669 code for a protein of 222 amino acids. The record is from RefSeq and is a predicted model, not a curated record. Lineage: Eukaryota; Metazoa; Arthropoda; Insecta; Coleoptera; Curculionidae. The transcript is spliced from 2 exons.
AUGCAUAACUCCAAAACGCAUAAGCCUCAUCGACCUCGACACAAGGAUGUUUCCAAGCAGCACAAUUCAAAACCAAAAAAGCAUCAUCGAAAACAUCAUCGCUCAAAAAACGUCCUAGACCCCAUACAAGAGACAUCCGUAGAGAAAAUACAUGUAGAUCAGAACGCUUGUGGUGAUUUUGCAAAAGAUAAUGUCAAAAACGUUGCUAAAGACAAGCAUAGAAGAAAGAAAAAAGUAAAAAAAAAUAGUGAAAAAUGUAAAUCAGAGGAAAAUAAUGACAACGCAAUUAAAGACCAAAAUAAACAUUCAGAAAACAAAAAAGCACGAAAGACAAGUGCAGAUAUACAAAAAGAAGACAAAAAAUGUCAUCAAGACCAAUCCACAACCAUGAAAGAAGAAGAAAUACGAAAAAUUGUCGAAAGCAAUAUGAAAAACUAUUUUGCCAAAUUUCAGCAUAUUCUCGAUAAAAAACUGGAUGGUUUCAUGCAGUUUGCUAAAAAAGAUAACGAAAAAUCCAUCCCAAAACUAGAUGAAAACGAACCACCAAAAUCUAAAACCAGAGAAAGCAAAAGAAGUGAUUCUGCUGAUGUAAAGAAGGAACGAAAAUACAAAGACGAAAUUGUGAAUGAAGUACUAAAAAAACUACGUAAAGAAGAAAGAAAAACAUAA